Hemisphaericaspora subhashii is the source of this 1875-nucleotide messenger RNA. Its product is annotated as multicopper oxidase. The record is from RefSeq and is a predicted model, not a curated record. Gene Ontology annotation, molecular function: ferroxidase activity; copper ion binding. Bases 1 to 1875 code for a protein of 624 amino acids. Lineage: Eukaryota; Fungi; Ascomycota; Pichiomycetes; Serinales; Debaryomycetaceae. Gene Ontology annotation, biological process: cellular response to iron ion starvation; reductive iron assimilation. Gene Ontology annotation, cellular component: high-affinity iron permease complex. The transcript has a single exon.
AUGAAACUUAUCCCGGUUUUAUUAUUUUCAUUUUUGGUUACCUUGAUUCAAGCAGAAUCAACCACUCAUACGUAUUGGUUUAAUGCUGAAUGGGUUACCGCAAACCCUGAUGGAUGUUUUGAAAGACAAAUGAUUGGAUAUAAUGGUACUUGGCCAUGGCCAACCCUUAGAGUUAAAAAAGGUGAUCGAAUUCAAAUGUACUUAACCAAUGGUCUUGGAAAUCAAAACACUUCCAUGCAUUUCCAUGGAUUAUUUCAAAGAGGUACUAAUCAAAUGGAUGGUGGUGAUGAAAUUACUCAAUGUACAAUUCCACCUGGUGCAACUUAUUUAUAUAACUUUACUAUUAAUGGUAAUGUUGGUUCCUAUUGGUAUCAUUCCCAUACUGUUCAUCAAUAUGGUGAUGGGAUGAGAGGAUUACUUGUUAUUGAAGAUGAUGAUUUCCCAUAUGAGUAUGAUGAAGAAGUCAUUUUAUCAAUUGGUGAUCAUUAUCAUGAUGAAAUGCAUGUACUUGCUGAAGAUUUUUUGAGUAGAUUUAAUCCAACUGGUGCUGAACCAAUUCCUUCCAAUUUAUUAAUGAAUGAAACUAUGAAUGUUACUUGGAAAGUUGAACCUAAUAAGACUUAUUUAGUUCGUCUUUAUAAUAUUGGUGGGUUUGUUUCUCAAUAUCUUUGGAUGGAAGAUCAUCAGUUCACGGUGGUUGAAGUUGAUGGUGUUUAUGUUGAAAAGAAUACAACUGAUGUGCUUUAUAUGACCUCGGCUCAACGUGUUGCUUUCUUGCUCACUACCAAGAAUGAGACUGAUAGGAAUUAUGCAUUUAUGCAAAGAUUUGAUUUAACUAUGUUGGAUGUUAUCCCUGAAGAAUUGUAUUUGAACAGAACUAAUUGGAUUGUUUAUAAUGAAGAUGCAGACUUGCCUGACGAAUAUCGUGUUUCUGAAGAAUAUUUGUUGAAUGCCCAGGAUGACUUUUAUUUGAAACCAUUAUCUAAAUUAAAGAAUUUUGGCGAUCCUGAUUAUGUUGUUACUGUUGAUGUUCAAAUGGAUAAUUUGGGUGAUGGUAUAAAUUAUGCUUUCUUCAAUAAUAUUUCAUUUGUUUAUCCUAAAGUCCCAACCUUAUUAACCGUCCUUUCUGCCGGUGAACAUGCUACUAAUCCAGUAAUUUAUGGUAGUAAUACAAAUACAUUUGUUCUUCACGGUGGUGAUGUUAUUGAUAUUGUUGUGAAUAACUUGGAUACUGCUAAACAUCCAUUCCAUUUACAUGGACAUCAUUUCCAAUUAAUUGAAAGACAUCCUGAAAUCCCUGAACCUUUAGAACCCGUUAGGUUUGAUCCAGAAGAUCAUGCAGAAUGGCCGGAAUAUCCAAUCGAUAGAGAUACAGCCUUUGUUGAAUCCCAAUCAUAUAUGGUUUUAAGAUUCAAGGCUAAUAAUCCUGGUGUUUGGUUCUUCCAUUGUCAUAUUGAAUGGCAUAUUGCUCAAGGUUUGGUUAUGGUGUUUGUUGAAGAUCCUGAAGCUAUUCAAAACGAAGCAAGUCAACAACUUACUGAAAACCAUAAAGAAAUUUGUAGAUUGAGUAAUUAUUCGCUUGAAGGUAAUGCUGCUGGUAAUUCCAAAGAUUUCCUUGAUUUGACUGGUGAAAAAGUACAAGUCGGUCCAUUACCUCCUGGAUUCACCGCCAGAGGUAUCGUUGCUCUUGUGUUUUCAUGUAUUGCUGGUAUUUUGGGUAUUCUGGUUAUUUCUUACUAUGGUUUGCUGGAAAUCAAGGAUGUUGAAAAGAAGGUUUUGGAAGAUUUGGAUCUUGAUAUGAGUGGUGCUGAAUCAAGUGAAGAAGAUCAUGAUCACCCAUCUUCCUCACACUCUUCUUCCAGCGGACAUAAAUAG